Molecule: messenger RNA, 222 nt
Organism: Cooperia oncophora
Lineage: Eukaryota; Metazoa; Nematoda; Chromadorea; Rhabditida; Trichostrongylidae
Source: the annotation of a GenBank genome assembly
AUGCAAAAAUUCUGGAAGUUGCGUAGCGAAUUGAAAACCUACAAAGAUAAGAUUGCUUAUCAAAUUCUCGACAAGUUGUGGUUUACAUCCCGAGAUGUGCGAAGAAGAACCAUCAGUAAAGACCUGGAGGCUGACACGAUCCUUGGUUGGCUCUGCAAUGUACAAGAGAGCACUCGCAAGUAUCUCAUCAGUAAAAUCCCCGCUUUGAAACCACUUUGGUGA